Molecule: messenger RNA, 756 nt
Organism: Sitophilus oryzae (rice weevil)
Lineage: Eukaryota; Metazoa; Arthropoda; Insecta; Coleoptera; Curculionidae
Gene: Nf-YB
Product: nuclear transcription factor Y subunit beta
Exons: 5
Coding region: 111-692 (193 amino acids)
Biological process (GO): regulation of transcription by RNA polymerase II
Cellular component (GO): nucleus; CCAAT-binding factor complex
Molecular function (GO): RNA polymerase II cis-regulatory region sequence-specific DNA binding; DNA-binding transcription activator activity, RNA polymerase II-specific; protein heterodimerization activity
Source: RefSeq, a predicted model, not a curated record
ACUUAUUUACGACGUUGGUCAAUGUCAAAGUUGUAAAUAUUUAUAGUUUUUAUGAUUUUUAUAUUUAAAUAAGUUUUCAAUAUAAAAAAUCAAAUAAAAACCUCUCUGAUAUGUCUCACACAUACGCUUUAGGAGAGAGAUACGUAGUUUCGAUGGAAGACAUUGACGAGGAUGCAGAACAGAUAGCUGCUGAAAACACAGACGAUUCUAAUCACGAAGAAAAAAUCAGUUUACCUCUUCGCGAACAAGACAGAUUUCUUCCCAUUGCCAAUGUAGCCAAAAUAAUGAAAAAGGCCAUCCCAGAUACCGGAAAAAUCAAUAACAAAAUCGCCAAAGAUGCCAGGGAAUGUGUCCAGGAAUGCGUUUCUGAGUUUAUUAGCUUCAUAACAAGUGAAGCUAGCGAUCGAUGUCACUUGGAGAAAAGAAAAACUAUUAACGGAGAAGAUAUUUUGUUUGCUAUGAGUACCUUGGGCUUUGAUAACUAUGUAGAGCCUUUAAAAAUCUAUUUGCAGAAGUAUAGAGAAGCAGUAAAAAUUGAUAAAAAUCUGACACAAGGUGACAUAUUAUACGAAGAAGGCUCAGAAGAAGCUUAUAAUGCCCCUGGUACUUCGGACAAUGCAGAAAGUACAGUGAUAUAUACUUUGCAAGAUAUCCAAGAUAGUAAUGCCACACAUCAAUAUCAGUUGGGCUGACAACAUAUAAUUUAUUGUAAUUUAAGGAUUUUUUAAGAAUAAACGAAAAAUAAAUAAUAGAGUA